Molecule: messenger RNA, 1638 nt
Organism: Piliocolobus tephrosceles (Ugandan red Colobus)
Lineage: Eukaryota; Metazoa; Chordata; Mammalia; Primates; Cercopithecidae
Gene: EXOSC3
Product: exosome component 3
Exons: 5
Coding region: 1-828 (275 amino acids)
Biological process (GO): TRAMP-dependent tRNA surveillance pathway; U4 snRNA 3'-end processing; exonucleolytic trimming to generate mature 3'-end of 5.8S rRNA from tricistronic rRNA transcript (SSU-rRNA, 5.8S rRNA, LSU-rRNA)
Cellular component (GO): cytoplasmic exosome (RNase complex); nuclear exosome (RNase complex)
Molecular function (GO): RNA binding
Source: RefSeq, a predicted model, not a curated record
AUGGCCGGACCUGUGUCUGUUGCGGCUGAAUAUCUCGCCGGCAGCAGGGCGCGCGCUGCACGCACAGUACUAGGUCAGGUGGUGCUCCCGGGUGAGGAGCUGCUCCUGCCGGAGCAGGAGGACGCGGAAGGCCCUGGCGGUGCCGGGGAGCGACCGUUGAGCCUGAAUGCUGGAGCGCGCUCGCGGGUGCGCGUUGUAUGCGGCCCGGGCUUGCGGCGCUGUGGGGACCGCCUGCUGGUCACCAAGUGCGGCCGCCUCCGUCACAAGGAGCCUGGCAGUGGCAGCGGCGGCGGUGUUUACUGGGUGGACUCUCAGCAGAAGCGGUAUGUUCCAGUGAAAGGAGACCAUGUGAUUGGCAUAGUGACAGCUAAAUCUGGAGAUAUAUUCAAAGUUGAUGUUGGAGGGAGUGAGCCAGCUUCUUUGUCUUACUUGUCAUUUGAAGGUGCAACUAAAAGAAACAGACCAAAUGUGCAGGUUGGAGAUCUCAUCUAUGGCCAAUUUGUGGUUGCUAAUAAAGACAUGGAACCAGAGAUGGUCUGUAUUGACAGCUGUGGACGAGCCAAUGGAAUGGGUGUCAUUGGACAGGAUGGUCUGCUUUUUAAAGUGACUCUGGGCUUAAUUAGAAAGCUAUUAGCUCCAGACUGUGAAAUCAUACAGGAAGUGGGAAAACUCUAUCCACUGGAGAUAGUAUUUGGAAUGAAUGGAAGAAUAUGGGUUAAGGCAAAAACCAUCCAGCAGACUUUAAUUUUGGCAAACAUUUUAGAAGCUUGUGAACACAUGACGUCAGAUCAAAGAAAACAGAUCUUCUCCAGAUUGGCAGAAAGUUGAUAGAGGUGGACUUUUUUACAGAUUCUUUACAACAGCCACCUUGGAACUUAGUAAUCCAGUGUAGGAAAUCAAACACUUUCCUAGUUUACUAAGGAAUCCCAGAAGCUGGAGUUGGCCAUAUUCUUUGUGAAAGCUGCACCCUUCUGGGCCUCCCUCAUGCAAGCAGGAAUUCCAGUGGAUGUUCUACCUUCUUUGACAUGUGGUGGGUCAUACUCAAAUCGAUACACAGUCUUGGUCCUGAGUGUUUGGCUUCCAAAAGUUUCUCUUUGGUUAGAGCUCUCAGGAAACGUUUGCUGUGCUGGGGGCAGAUGCCUAAAGCAGAAAGAUCAGAAAGAAAUAAAAGUGGAAAACCAGAGGAAUAAUACUAUGUAAGAAACAAAUCUCCCUAGCCAGGUGAGUUUUGUUUUUGUUUUUGUUUUUGUUUGCAUAUAAAGAGAAACUUGAUAGUGGUAUAAGGUAUUCGUUCAUUAGGAGAUUUACACGUAGCAGAGCGGGGAGGAGUAUGGGCUCUGGAGCACACAGCAGGGUUUAAAUCCAAGUUCAGUUUGUUCACUGAUUAGCUAAAUUAUCUUGGGCAUAAUUAUGUUACUUAAUUUCCUGAAGCCUCAGUCUCUUCACCUACAAAAUGGGAAUGAUAAUAAUAGCUCCUCUCCACUGAGGUAAUCCAUAUAAAAUUCUUAGAACUGAACCUAGCACAGAGUACUGAAUAAAUGAUACUGUUGCUGGUAUCAUUCCAUCUAUUCUGAGCUUAUAAACACAUACGCUAAUUAGACAGCCUAUAUUUGAAAAGCAACCUUAAAUUUUGCUUUU